Molecule: messenger RNA, 2200 nt
Organism: Astyanax mexicanus (Mexican tetra)
Lineage: Eukaryota; Metazoa; Chordata; Actinopteri; Characiformes; Acestrorhamphidae
Gene: cdc16
Product: cell division cycle 16 homolog (S. cerevisiae)
Exons: 18
Coding region: 144-1979 (611 amino acids)
Biological process (GO): cell division
Molecular function (GO): protein binding
Source: RefSeq, a predicted model, not a curated record
UCUGGGGGGGCGUUUGUAGAGUUACACAGAGUUGAGGCUGAAGGCGGGUUAGUGUCUGGGUUUGAGAGAAACAGCGGCGCCUUUUCUGCCUCAAACCUGCGCUGGCAUGACACGGGGCUGUGUGUGAAAGCCAGAAGAUCAGCAUGAAUCUCGACAGACUGCGGAAGCGUGUGCGCCUUUAUAUAGAUCAGCAACAGUAUCAGAGUGCUCUCUUCUGGGCUGACAAAGUAGCAUCUUUAUCCCAUGAGGAUCCUCAAGACAUUUAUUGGUUAGCACAGUGCCUUUAUCUUACUUCUCAGUACCACAGAGCCUCUCAUGCUCUACGCUCUCGCAAACUUGACAAGCUUUAUGGAGCUUGCCAGUAUCUUGCUGCAAGGUGCCAUUAUGCUGCCAAAGAAUACCAGCAGGCACUUGACAUUCUGGAUAUGGAAGAACCAGCAAGUAAAAAGUUAUUAGACAAAGGGCUAAAGGAGGAGGCUGGCACUAGAGAAACUGCCAAAGAAUGGGAAAUGUCUCCAACUUCAAUCAGUAGUUCUAUCUGCCUCCUGCGGGGAAAAAUCUAUGAUGCCAUGGACAACAGACCUCUAGCCACAUCCAGCUACAAAGAGGCCUUAAAACUGGACGUCUACUGCUUUGAAGCAUUUGACCUUUUAACGUCUCAUCACAUGCUGACUGCUCAAGAGGAGAGAGAUUUCUUAGAUUCCCUUCCCCUAAACCAGCAAUGUACAGAAGAGGAGGAGGAACUGUUACACUUUCUUUAUGAGAAUAAGUUAAAGAAGUAUAACAAACCUAGUGAGAUGGUCGUACCUGAAUUGGUCAAUGGUCUUCAAGACAACUUGGAUGUAGUCGUAUCUCUUGCAGAACGACAUUAUUACAACUGUGAUUUUAAGAUGUGCUACGCUCUCACAUCAAUGGUAAUGGUGAAAGACCCAUUCCAUGCAAAUUGUUUACCAGUGCACAUAGGAACCCUAGUGGAGCUGAGCAAAGCAAAUGAAUUGUUUUACCUCUCCCACAAGUUGGUGGAUUUAUACCCAAAUAACCCGGUGUCCUGGUUUGCUGUUGGAUGCUAUUACCUUAUGGUGGGGCACAAAAAUGAACAUGCACGGCGAUAUCUAAGUAAAGCCACCACAUUGGACCGCACGUAUGGGCCUGCUUGGAUAGCGUAUGGCCAUUCAUUUGCUGUGGAGAGUGAGCACGACCAGGCCAUGGCAGCUUACUUCACUGCUGCCCAGCUCAUGAAAGGGUGUCAUUUACCCAUGCUGUAUAUUGGCCUGGAGUAUGGACUCACGAACAACCCAAAGCUGGCAGAGCGCUUUUUCAGCCAAGCUCUAAGCAUUGCACCAGAGGACCCCUUCGUAAUUCAUGAGGUUGCCGUGGUGGCCUUUCAAAACGGAGACUGGAAGACAGCAGAGAAGUUGUUUCUAGAUGCAAUGGAGAAAAUCAAAGCAAUUGGAAGCGAGGUAACGGUGGACAAAUGGGAGCCAUUGUUAAACAAUCUUGGUCAUGUGUGUCGGAAACUAAAAAAGUAUGAGCAGGCUCUGGAAUACCAUCGGCAGGCCCUGGUCCUCGUUCCACAGCACGCCUCCACCUACUCAGCCAUUGGCUAUGUGCACAGCCUCAUGGGGGACUUUGAAAGUGCCAUUGACUACUUUCACACUGCACUUGGUCUAAAAAGGGAUGACACGUUUUCUGUCACCAUGCUCGGCCACUGCAUCGAGAUGUAUAUUGGUGACUCUGACGCCUAUAUAGGGACUGACAUCAAAGACAAAGUGAAGAUGAUCCCCGGCACGGCAGCUCUGAAGAAGAUACUCAGCACUUCAGCUGAAGACAGUGACAGCCAGACCCAGCCUCUAGAGGAGAGCAGCGUCAUGGCCCCAGAGACACCACCAGCUGAUGCCUUCCAGCGCUUCCUCUUAGAAUGUGACAUGCGUGAGAGUGACAUGAUGCUAGAGACCUCCAUGUCUGACACCAGCACGUGAUAGUGGAGACUGCACUCCGAAGAGAAUGGAGAGAAAUAUAUACUGACAAUUGAAAAAGACUGAGAAGAGAAAUACGAGUGUUCUGAGGAAGACCUCACCUGCAGCACUCCCCCAGAUCUAUGAUGAAAUUUCUUUUGCAACCGUGGAGAAUUUAUUAUGAAUAAAUGUACUGAGAUAAAUACAUAAAGGCUUUUAAUUAACAAAAAGUAAUACAAACCAUA